UGUAAUUCUGUUUCCGGUUCCGUCAUCGUUCUUUCCGGUUUUGAGCCCUCUUGUCCUCCAUCAUGAAGGUCGAGUUGUGCAGUUUCAGCGGGUACAAAAUCUACCCCGGCCAUGGCCGGCGGUACGCCAGGAUAGACGGAAAGGUGUUUCAGUUUUUGAACGCCAAGUGUGAGUCUGCCUUCCUGGCGAAAAGAAACCCCAGACAGAUCAACUGGACCGUGCUGUACAGGCGCAAGCACAAGAAGGGCCAGUCUGAAGAGGUGGCAAAGAAGCGCACCCGGCGUGCGGUGAAGUUCCAGAGGGCCAUCACUGGGGCCUCCCUGGCUGAGAUCAUGGCUAAGAGGAACCAGAAGCCCGAGGUCCGCAAGGCCCAGAGGGAGCAGGCCAUCAGAGCUGCCAAGGAGGCCAAGAAGGCAAAGCAGGCAGCCAAGAAGCCUACAGCGUCGAGCACAAAGACAUCUGCCAAGACUGCGCAGAAACCCAAGAUCGCCAAGCCCAUGAAGAUCAGCGCACCCCGCGUCGGCGGAAAACGCUAAAUCUUAACGCUGUUAAGUUGUGAAUAAAUUUUGUGGUUCAACCCA
Molecule: messenger RNA, 581 nt
Organism: Cololabis saira (Pacific saury)
Lineage: Eukaryota; Metazoa; Chordata; Actinopteri; Beloniformes; Belonidae
Gene: rpl24
Product: ribosomal protein L24
Exons: 6
Coding region: 63-536 (157 amino acids)
Biological process (GO): cytoplasmic translation
Cellular component (GO): cytosolic large ribosomal subunit
Molecular function (GO): structural constituent of ribosome; mRNA binding
Source: RefSeq, a predicted model, not a curated record